AUGCCAACUUUCUGGAAUUUUCUAGUAUUUCUGGUUUUUGCAGUCUGUCUGGUCACAAGCCAGAAAGGAAUCCCGACUAGCGAAGAGUCAAUUGACGAAUUGGUCUCUGCUGGAGUUUCGGAGAAUGCAGCCGCAGGAAUCGUAAAGUUUGACAAGAAACUUCAAGAGCCAUUCGAGAUGGAAAAGACUGAUCCAGAGGGAGCUAAAGAAUUAGAACAAGUACUUCACAAAGAGUUCACGGAAUAUAUUGAGAAUUUGAGUGAAUACGAUCAGGAAGCAUAUCAACAGUUUAUUAAAGACAAGCAUGCUCAGCUAUCGAUAAAUUAA
Messenger RNA from Caenorhabditis remanei, 327 nucleotides. RefSeq lists its product as uncharacterized. The record is from RefSeq and is a predicted model, not a curated record. The coding region runs from base 1 to 327 and encodes 108 amino acids. Lineage: Eukaryota; Metazoa; Nematoda; Chromadorea; Rhabditida; Rhabditidae. The transcript is spliced from 2 exons.